AUGCUGACGCUCCGGAGCCGCAUGUUAGGCGUCUGUCAGCGCGGACCCGCGCUGGCGUCGCUCCACCUCCACGCACGGCACGUGUCGCAGCGUGGGAAUGUGGGCGAGGCACGGCGGAGCCCGCCGACAGACGCCGUGAGGAACGCAGACGCGGCGAGUGCCCCCUCCCGCACCUCUGAGACGGCGGGCAUCAAUGGGCUUUACGGCAAUCGGGCGCAGAACGCCAUUCGCGGCAUGCUGGGGCCACAGGGCCAGGCGGAUGCACGUGAGUCCAGAGCCGUCCCCAUCUUGGGCAGAGCCACCGUGGGUGGGACGAAGUACACGUGCGACCGAUCCACGGUCUUUGAAAACUGGCGACACGUUUGCCCGGCGCCGGUGGGGUGGCACCUGUCGAAGCUGGGGAGUGCCACCUGCAAGAUGCCAAACGACAUCAAUGAAGCCGUUGAGUCCCUGCAGCUUCAAAUCAUUAAGGGGUGCAACGUCUUCGAGCUCGAUGGAAGCAUGUCGGACGUGCACCAGAGUGUUGCCCGCGCCUUUUAUGAGGCGCUGCAGGCCUUUGAGUUGGAGCGGGACGGGUUUGUCGUGGUCUUCCGCUGCGGCAUCAUUAAGCAGCAGCCGUUUCAGGAGGAGGUGACGCAGGUGGAGACCUCCAAUUCGGCGGUGGUGCGUAACCGCAUCGUCCCCAUUUUUGAGCGCUACAAGGCUGCCUCGCUUCCAUCGAUGCAGCUCAAGUCGGGUUUUCGCAUCAGCGACUUAAGCGAGGAUCAGUUGGCACGCCUGAACCUCCGCCGCGUGUCGAAAACGUCUGCGGCGGGACUCUCACCGGAUUGGCUCGAGGCCUUUUUUACGAAUGUCGCGUACAACACAAAGUUGGAGUGCAUCGAUGUCCUGUUGCUGGACGGGUUUCACACGCUCUUUGACGGCCGCCCGGAGGCGCACGUCGACGAGGACAUUCUACAACUCUUUGCGUACCUGGAGAAGCAGGUGGGGCUCGGCGUGCUGCAGUACUACGGCAUCUCCUCCCCCUACCUCGCGCCGCACGUUCACCGCGACUACCCGCCCCUCCCACCGGACGCGAUGGUGCCGGACCACAUCCGCCACCGACGACCGCUGCCGCCGGUGAUUAACUUGUACCGCAUCCUGCAGCUUGCCCGGCGCGCGGGUGGGGAAAGCCACCACCUCCGCUUCGUGCAGUACCCCUUCAACCUGACCUUUUCACAGGCACUUAAUAAGCCGCUGCCGUACGAUGGCAACCACACUCUCUACUCACUCACACGGGCGCUGGGGCUCACGGCGCUGGGGUACAGCCCGUUAGAGGCGACCGACCUGAUGGAGCUCCCGCAACGCUACCACAAUUUCCCCAUGGAGGCUGACCUGAAGUCGCUGCGCAUGAACUUUUUUACGGUCUGCGAGCGUUGCGUUUUGAAGGAGAUGGAGGUGAAGGAGUCGAUUGAGAAGGGUCCCGCGACGCUGCCUCCGCUGGAGCACCUGUUUGUCGCCAGCGUGUACCUGGCGGCGCAGCGGCAGUUCACCAACUUGUUCUUCUUCACUAGCUGGGCGACGUACUACAUGAUCCCCCGCUUCCGGCGGGCCCUAAUGCGUUUCAAGGAGGCCUCCUCCGCCGACCUGAAGGAGUGGUGCAAGCAGUACGAGCAGCUGGUGAACGACAUGCUUCGGCUGCGAAAACGCAUGUUUGAGCACAAGUUUGGCAAGUACGCGCUGGAAAAGAACAACGCGAUUGACCGCGUCAGCCCAACGUUGGCGCGGUGCCCCAUGUUAAAUCAGAAGGCGCUAAAUUUUGCCUCCUACGGCUGCGACACCGUUCUGGCAGGAUUUCACGUCGCCCGCUACUUUCACGAGGCGACGGAGUUAAAUCCCGCCAAAAACGGCGAACUCACUGUGCCGGAGGACGAAAUCAUGGCCCUCUGCGACUCACCCGAGGUGUCGUUUGCCAACUGCUCCCCGCCGGACCCAUACAUGCUGGAGCCCAUCCUUACAGAGGGGAAGCUGUCCAAGCAGAAGAGCAAGUCGCUGGAGUACAUGGUGAAGAUCGACCCACACAACCCGAAGUUUCCAGACAUCCCUGAGGAAGUGGAGGAGGGGGACACAGUGAAACAAAAUACAUGA
Messenger RNA from Trypanosoma conorhini, 2127 nucleotides. Its product is annotated as aldo/keto reductase. Lineage: Eukaryota; Euglenozoa; Kinetoplastea; Trypanosomatida; Trypanosomatidae. The record is from RefSeq and is a predicted model, not a curated record. The transcript has a single exon. Bases 1 to 2127 code for a protein of 708 amino acids.